CCUCUAGUGUCGCUGCAGGGUGACGCACGUGACUCCAAUCAACACGUCAGAAGCAUUUGGUCACAAUUUCGUCGUUGGUGUCCGAGCGCAAACGUUUCAACCUUAACAAUGCGCGCAUUUCUUUGCGUCGGGGAUCAAGUUGCUUGUUGCUGUUACUUUUGUUUUGGAGACACGCACGCGCGCACGCACGCCGUCGCUGAACCCAAGUCAUUUUUUUGGGGGGGGGGGGUUUGUAUUUUUCGAACUUGUCCUCAAGUGAGCGACAAAGCUCACCCAAAAAGCGACGCCAUGCCGCCAACCGCAUUCCCAGUCGCUCUCCAAAUGUGGACUUCUUCGAGAGGAGCAGUAGCCAUUGUUGUUGUCAUUAGCUGCUAAGCUCGCUAGUUAGCUUUAGCCUGCUAGCAGCUGUCACAACAAGAUCAACUGAACUACAAAAAAUACAAAAUAACUAAUACGGACAUGGAGGGCGUUCUGUACAAAUGGACCAAUUACAUGACCGAUGUUCGCGUGUGCGUGUCAGGUUGGCAGCCGCGCUGGUUCGUCCUGGCGAACGGCGUCAUUUCGUACUACGACAGCGAGGACGACGUCGGCAAAGGAAGCAAAGGCUCCAUCAAGAUGUCCGUGUGCGACAUUAAAGUUCACCCGACCGACGCCACACGCUUGGAGCUGAUCAUUCCCGGCGAGCAACAUUUUUACGUGAGGGCGGUGAACGCAGCAGAGCGGCAACGCUGGCUGGUGGCGCUCGGCUCGUCCAAAGCGGGAACCUCGGACGCGCACAAACACAGAGGUCCGGACUGUCUGAGGACCAAAAUGUCUGAGCUUCGUCUCUACUGUGACCUCCUGGUCCAGCAGGUCCAAACCAUCCAAUCGCAGAGCGGCGCGGACCCCGAGGACGUGCCCACAUCUGAGGCGUCGCUCCUUCGCGCCACCUGCGCCACCUUCGUCAGGACGCUGGAGGAGUGUAUGAGCUUAGCGCAGCACAAGCUGGCGCCGCACCUGCAACCUCCUGAAAGGAUCAGACGAUCGGUCAGUCACCCCGGGACGUCCACUUCGGACAGGUGCGGCGUGCUCAAAGAAAGCGCCGGCGGAGGUCAGCGAUGCAAGCCGCGGCGCGACCGGGCCGGCUCGGACAGUUCCGUUUAUGACACUCGGUCGACGUAUAAAGGUUUGCUGGCGAACCUCAGCGGCGACUCGUCGUGCAUCCCCGAGGAGCGAGGGGGCGGGGCGAGUCCGAAGACCACGCCCACGGACACGGACACAGACCUGUCCAUCUGAAGGUCACGUGAAGGUCGGAAGGCGUCAGUUGGACGGCGGACGCCGCGAAUGUAUUUCUCGAACUGUGCGGAACCAACCAUUUGCAAACGAGCACUUUGGACGUAUUUAGAGUAAUUUAUUUCUAUUUGCCUCUGGAACUCAGAACUUGAAUUCCCGUGAAGGCGAGCGGGACCAAAAUGGCCGCUUUCUUCGACACCCCCCACCCCUCCGCCCGCACUACAAUGUGAACACGAGCCGCCAUUUUGUUGCGAUGGUCACGGCUUCAAUGUUUCUGCUGCCUUCAAAGACAAUUGCUGUGUUGGGAAUCAUUUCAAUUUCCUAAUGUUGACUGUGUUGCAUCGCGUUGAGAGCACUUUAUUUCAAAUCUACACGUUCCGCCAGCACUGCACAAUGGCCAAGCCACGAAAUAGCGGCUGGCGAGUGAUUCCCAACACGGCCGACGUGAAAGUGGUGCAAUGCAUGAUGGUACUUGUAGGCAGCAGCUUCAUUCCUUUCCUGCUGCUUGUGCACUUUAGCGGUAAAAGUCCUUUUUGGAGGGAUUGUGUUGCCUCUUGUCGCCACGGCAACCAACUCAGCGUUCAACCCGGUGGUUUUAAAAGACAAAUUGCACUGAAGCGCCUAAAAAUAAUCUGCUUCAAAAUCAAAAAUUGUUUUUUUUCUUUCCUCCUAUGCUAUGAGAAGAUGACCCGCAUAAUAAAGUAAUGAAUAAAUUAUAUUUUAUUUCUGA
Molecule: messenger RNA, 2002 nt
Organism: Phyllopteryx taeniolatus (common seadragon)
Lineage: Eukaryota; Metazoa; Chordata; Actinopteri; Syngnathiformes; Syngnathidae
Gene: plekha3
Product: pleckstrin homology domain containing, family A (phosphoinositide binding specific) member 3
Exons: 8
Coding region: 460-1275 (271 amino acids)
Biological process (GO): receptor recycling; retrograde transport, endosome to Golgi; endosome organization
Cellular component (GO): early endosome; recycling endosome; trans-Golgi network
Source: RefSeq, a predicted model, not a curated record